AUGGGUCACAAAACCUCAAAAAAUGAGAAAGUGGAAAACCAUGUAGCGUUUCCCAAUGCAAAAACACUCGCCGAUCUACCUAACAUUACAAUCACGCACCCGACACCCAUCUACCAACCGGACACACCUAAUCCUUUUACUGUUCCACCACCAACCCCGAGGGAUUCUCACAGCCUGAAAUCUUUCAUCGAAGAGACUCCGAUUCUGAUAGCAUCUGGUAACAAUUCGGGGUCCAGUAGUCCUCCCAGGUGCAGUCCACCACCACCUCCGACUAUCCCUCCACCGGCGGAUCCUGCAAAAGAUGCAGUUUUUCAUCAUGAAGAAACUAGAAAGCACUUUGGAGCAUCUGUUCUCACCAGAGGAUCUAGUCCAUUACCUCCAAAGCCUGACGAAUCACAUUAUGCACCUCCUGUUAUCAAACGACCCAUAUAUUAUGCAAAAGACAAAAUUGAACUGUAUGAAGCUCUGAAUACAAGAGAUAGAAAUCCACCAACGUUGCCGCCUAUCCAGAAGAAGAAAGAAAAAGAAGAAUCCGCUUAUGCUGUGGGGACACCUCAUGUAAAAUUUGAUGUUACCAAGAAUGAGAAGAAGAAGAACCAUGUAGCGGACAAUGCAUCAGUUUCAUCUGUAAAAACUACCGAUGACUAUCCAAUCUACAAUAUCCUCGCUGAUUAUAACUACAGUUCUGGAAAGAACUUUAACAGUGGAGCUUUUCCAAUCGAUAUGAACCGUAAGAACUUUGGAUUCUGUGGUCGCAGCGGCUCGGGAAAAUCUUGGCUAAUCAAUUCCCUUCGUGGUUUGAACAACGGAGAUCCUCAAUCUGCUGGAAGAAGUCAUUGUGAUAGAAUGGAACCAUUUCGAUUUAUAGAAGGAGAAUUACAGCAGACUGUGUUAUGGGAAAUUCCGUAUCCAAGAACAUUUUCGUCGUCUAGUAUAGUUUUUGAUGCAAAUAUGGGAUUUGAGAAGUUUUAUGAAAGCCACAAACUGAAACUCUUCAAACGACUGUUCAUUCUGAUCCCUGACGGCGCCCCAACCGAUGAAGACAUCACUUUUGCCCGGGUGGCUCUAUCCAGACGCACAUCUAUUACCUUCCUGAUCACAAAAAGCGAUGACGACAUGGACGCGGAAAACAGAGAAAACGGAACAAAGCUAGACCAGGCAAUGAAAAGAUCCUAUGAGACGUCGGCAAGAUUAGUAUUCUCACGGUAUCUUCUCUCAAAGGCUCAAAUACUAAAUGACGUCGAGCUUUUGUUUGUAAAUGCGCCAACAACAAGGAAUUUAGUUAGUGGAACUGUUGGAUAUCUUCAUUAUUUAAUGAAUGAGGAGCGAUUAUUAGAAUUAUUGGAUCUCAGCACCGGGUGUCACUAUGAGUUAGAAGUGAAACUCAGAAGAGAAAGAGAAGAAUCAGGGAGACCAGCAAACGGAAAUAUUGAAACUUAUAGACUAGAGGAAACUCCUCAAGUUCAAGCUUAUGCAGUCAGUAGACCAACUAUUUUGGCAGAUGCUGGAUUUGAAAUUUCAUUCGGUACCGAUGAUAGAAUUUAUCAAUCUCUAGAGCCUAAAACUAUGGUUAGAAGAGCCGGAAAAACAUGUUUCAACUAUGGGUUUAUUGGAGGACGAGGAGUCGGAAAGUCGUCAUUGAUUGAUGCCAUGAGAGGAAUGUCCUCCAAGAAUCCCUUAUCAGCAACAAAACUCGGCAAGCCCUCGAAAAAUGGAAGUUGUGAAAAGUUCGAAUUCGAUGACACUGUCCUCAAGUACAGUGUCACAUUGUAUGAGCUCUCCUAUCCCAAGAAAAUCAGUUCCUAUUUCGAAUUCGUCGAUUUAUACAACGUCGCUUCCUUCACCGCUCUUUUCAUUCUCGUCGACCAAACACCGAGUGAGCAGGAUCUGGCUUUUGCUAAAAUUGCAUAUCGAAGGAAUGCUACUAUAUUGUUCUUGAUAUCGAAAUGCGAUAAAAAGCUAGCAGCUCGAAGUCGAAGCGAUGAAAUUCCUGUUUGUGAUCUUCUAAAACAACGAUACAUUGACAAGGCCCUAAACAAAUUUGAUAGUAUUAUGGCAUCCAAGGCAGCAGAAUUACGUGGAAGAGUUAAUGUAUUCUUCGUUUCGGCUCCGGUGUUCAAAGCUCUCCGGAUGGGAGACCCGCAUGAAAGCCAAUUUGUGCUCCAUGAGCGUGCAAUGUUUGAUUUCCUGAAAUCGCGGAGAAUGAUCGCAGACAUGUUGGAUGAUCCGCCAGCAGAGAACGCUUACGCUCAGGUGGACCUUGAGACUGCAGGAGUUCGUUAA
Messenger RNA from Caenorhabditis briggsae, 2283 nucleotides. Gene Ontology annotation, molecular function: GTP binding. The coding region runs from base 1 to 2283 and encodes 760 amino acids. The transcript has 12 exons. The record is from RefSeq and is a predicted model, not a curated record. NCBI's taxonomy places the organism in Eukaryota, Metazoa, Nematoda, Chromadorea, Rhabditida, Rhabditidae.